AUGAAUUUUUAUUGCUGUUCCAGAUUAAGCAAUAAAUCACUUUUGGGGAGCUUGGCCAAGCUUCGACCUGCGCUAAGAACAGCGCAAUAUGCUCAAUCAGCGUCAGUACCGAAAAUAUCCUUCAAACCAUAUGAGCCACCAAAAGAUGAGCAUUUCGAUCUGAAAAAUGAACGACUUAACCGACCUAUGUCUCCUCAUCUCACGAUUUACAAGCCCCAACUUACGAGUCUCCUUUCCGUGACCCACAGAGCUGCAGGUAUAAUGCUAUCAGGAUACAUAACAGCAUUAGGUGUUGGUGCUUUAGUUCUGCCCAAUGAUGUUGCUCAUUAUGUGACAAUGAUUGAAGGCUUGAAUCUCUCACCAGCAACAAUUUUCCUUGCUAAGGCCUGUCUGGCUGCACCCUUGGGAUACCACUUUGCUAAUGGAAUCAGGCAUUUGUACUGGGACACGGCUAAAGGCUUAACAAUUAAAGAGGUUUACUCGACUGGAUAUGCAAUGUUAGCAGGUGCAGUAGCAAUAAGCUUAUUUUUAGCAGCAUUGUAA
Messenger RNA from Pieris macdunnoughi, 543 nucleotides. The record is from the annotation of a GenBank genome assembly. Lineage: Eukaryota; Metazoa; Arthropoda; Insecta; Lepidoptera; Pieridae.